GAAGAAGGUGUGGUUUACCAUUUUUGACAUUUACAUUUUAGUCAUUUAGCAGACAGAGCGACUUACAGUAGUGAUCGAGAGUACUGCUUUAUUGUGUUACCGGCGCUUUUCUAUUACCGAUCAAUAUGGAUAGGCGAAAGCGUUCCAGAGAAGAUUUACCGACCGCUGACAGUGACCAUUUCAAAACCCCGGAGCAGAGCGUUUAUACCGGGUUGUCGCGGGACGGGGACUUAAGGCAGUGGGAUGUCGAGGACACUUGCAGAUACCUGCGUCAGGAAGGUCUCGGGGCAUGGGAGGAGAAAUUCACAGAGCAACAGAUAACAGGAGUGGGGUUACGAUACCUCACAGAGACACAUCUGGAGAAUAUGGGCAUAAGGCCUCUUGGCACACGGCUGCAGAUUCUGCACUGCCUGAAGAAGCUGUGGCAGAUUGCAGCAGAGGCCAAGGUGUUUAAUGACCCCAUCCAUGGACAUAUAGAGAUGCAUCCUCUGUUGGUCUGUAUCAUCGACACCCCUCAGUUCCAGAGGCUCCGCCACAUUAAGCAGCUGGGAGGAACAUACUUCGUCUUCCCUGGAGCCUCCCACAACCGCUUCGAACACUCCAUAGGGGUGGGUUACCUGGCAGGUCUGCUGGUCCAGGAGUUGAAUGAGAGACAACCAGAGCUCUUCAUCUCCCAUAGAGACAUAUUGUGUGUCCAGAUCGCCGGUCUCUGUCACGACCUGGGUCAUGGUCCUUUCUCCCAUAUGUUUGAUGGGAUGUUCAUCCCUAAAGUGCGUCCAGAAUCUAAGUGGAAGCACGAGGAGGCGUCCCUGGCAAUGUUUGACCACCUGGUGCGUGAGAACGCCUUAGAGCCGGUGAUGAAGGAGCAUGGCCUGGUCCUUCCUGAUGACCUGGUCUUCAUCAAGGAGCAGAUUGCUGGACCACAGAACACUGUCCUUCUCAGCCAGGGAGUAAAUCAGCCAGCCAGUGAGCCGUGGCCAUAUAAGGGCCGACCAGAGAAGAAGUCCUUCCUCUAUGAGAUUGUGGCCAACAAAAGGAACGGCAUCGACGUGGACAAGUGGGACUACUUCGCCAGGGACUGCUUCCACCUGGGUAUCCAAAAUAACUUUGACUACCGUCGCUUUCUCAAGUUUGCCCGUGUGUGUGAGGUGGACGGGAAGAAGCACAUCUGCACCCGAGACAAGGAAGUGGGUAAUCUGUAUGACAUGUUCCACACACGCAACUGCCUGCAUAGAAGAGCCUACCAGCACAAGGUGGGCAACAUCAUAGAGACAAUGAUCACAGAGGCCUUUAUCAAGGCGGACCCCCACAUCCAGAUUCAAGGUUCAGGGGGAAAGAUGUUCACCAUCUCCACAGCAAUAGACGACAUGGAGGCCUACACUAAACUCACUGACCAUGUGAUUGAGCAGAUUCUGUACUCGUCGUCCUCUGAGCUGGCUGAGGCCAGAGAGAUCCUCCAAAACAUCACCUGCAGACGCCUCUACAAGUGUGUGGGAGAGACACAGGCUGAGAAGCGCGUGGAGGUUUCACAGGAAAAGCUCCUGGACUGGGCAGGCUGUGUGGCGAGGUCCAGGCCUCAGAAUGACCUUCAAAAUGUUACUCUGCAGCCAGGGGACUUUGUUGUCCAUAUCAUCAACAUGGACUGGGGUAUGAAGGAGAAGAACCCCAUCAACAACAUGCGUUUCUACUGUAAGAACGACCCAACCAAAGCUUACCAGAUCAGCAAGGACCAGGUGUCCAAGCUGCUGCCAGAAAGGUUUGCUGAGCAGCUUAUCAGGGUCUACUGUAAGAAGACUGAUGAGAGGACCAUGGAGGCAGCUAAGAAGAACUUUGUCCAGUGGUGUAUGGAUAUGAACUUCUCCAAACCUCAGGAUGGAGAUGUGAUUGCACCAGAGCUCACCCCUCUUAAGGCAAGCUGGGCACACAACAAUGACACUGAGGAUAAUGAGGGGAGGAAGAGGCUGGGCCACUGAGGAUAAUGAGGGGAGGAAGAGGCUGGGCCACUGAGGAUAAUGAGGGGAGGAAGAGGCUGGGCCACUGAGGAUAAUGAGGGGAGGAAGAGGCUGGGCUGCAAUCAAUGAUGACCAGACUCUUUUAAGAGGAAGAUGAGAAACAACAGAGAAUCCUUCUGUUUACGGCAGUGGUUACCAAUCAUGGUCUUUGAGGGCCACAGGGUAUGCAAGGUUUUGUUCCAACCCAGCACUAACACACUUGGUUCAGCUAAUCUAGGUCAUUAAGAUGAACUGACUAGCUGAAUCAGGUGUGUUCACGAUGGGUUGGAACAAAAGCCUGCACACCCUGUUGCUCCCUAGGACCAGGGGUUGGUGACCACCACCUCAAGAAAAUGUGAGUCAGGCUUUCGAAAGAAGUCACUUUACUCAGGGUUCUGUUCACUCUGAUUCAGUUUUCCAGGGAUUAGAUCAUGUAGUCUUUCUUUUAUUUACUUUUGAUGUUUUAUUUCAAGCGUACAUUUUAGGUUUGGUUAUCUUAACGUUAUGCUAUUUCAUGAUAAGAUAAGUGUAGGAGUAUGUGAGUAUACAUACCUGUUCUCCCAGGCUAUGCAUGUUGACGUGCCACUAUCACACAUGGCUCUUUCAGAUAGCCAAGCAACGACUUUUACAUAUUUAUCCAUCCUGGUGGAAGUUACUCUUUGGACAAUCAUGCUUUACCUUGUAAUACUCCCAAAGCUGAAUGGGAACUUAUCCUUGGUGUUAUAUUGAUCAACAUGCAAACAAACAGGUAACCGUUGUUUGUGUUUCAGGGCAUUGUCUUUCUUUUAUGCAUGGUUUCUACGCUGUUUUAGUUGUUAUAUACCCAGCUACCAUAGUUAGCCUGGUCAUGCAUAUCUACAGUAUCUAGACUAAAGUAGGAGUUGGCUAAGCACAUACAGAUCAAAGAUCAGGGUACAAUGUAGCUUAAUUAUCUUCAGAAAAGCCACCACUUUAACUGACAAACAAUGUUAAGUUAUCAUAUUAUCUUUGUUUUCAUCCAUGUACCCUACUGAGGCAAGCAGCUAUCUGUCUAGUGUUUGGUAUCAUUUGGGAGUCUCGUUAUCUUCAUUUAAACAACAUGAACACAAUGUUUACCCUAAAGUCUGCCUCGAUGAGCCCACAGCUGUUGAUCAGACAGACAUGUUUGUUGAUUUAAGUUAUGCACUUUGUUUUAAAUAAAUAAUAUAAUUUUGAAUGAAAGACUAA
Molecule: messenger RNA, 3197 nt
Organism: Salmo salar (Atlantic salmon)
Lineage: Eukaryota; Metazoa; Chordata; Actinopteri; Salmoniformes; Salmonidae
Source: RefSeq, a predicted model, not a curated record